Molecule: messenger RNA, 12825 nt
Organism: Numida meleagris (helmeted guineafowl)
Lineage: Eukaryota; Metazoa; Chordata; Aves; Galliformes; Numididae
Gene: KBTBD12
Product: kelch repeat and BTB domain containing 12
Exons: 6
Coding region: 6399-8258 (619 amino acids)
Molecular function (GO): protein binding
Source: RefSeq, a predicted model, not a curated record
UAUGAACCACCCCUUCCUUCCCUCCUCCCUCCCUCCCUGAGCCCACAGGAAUUUGGGCACAUUUCUUUGCAUGGAUAGCACACACCUCCCUCCCAUCUUGGGAUAAAAAUAAGUGAGAAGCAACCAAUGAUCAGCUACCUUCCACUUGCAUGGAGCUUAAGCUGUGAAUGAAAAGCCACCUGAGAACACUGGGUUGGAUCUGAAGGAUUCACCUAGCAGACAUAAAAACAAUAUACAAGGCUUGAGCAGAGCAAUUACUGCAUACCAUUCUCCCUGUGAGAAAUCAAAGGGAUGUAUGAGCACAAGCAUGCAGUAUUUAAGAGACUGCAACAUCUUCUCUCAUCUCUGUGGGGUGAAAUACAGCGUGGAAAUACAGUCAAACCUAAAUCAACUUCCUAAUAACAAAUAGAAAUACACUUGGUUGAUCUGUGCACUAACUCAGUCAUUGUAGGGAAAGAUGUUUCCUUUAUUAAGGAACGAGCAUUGCUUAAGUUUAGCAUUGCUACUGAUACCAAAGGUACUCAUAGGAGCAUAGAGAAAAGGGUAGACCCUCAAAAAGAGCAAGUUAUAGGAAAAGAAUUCAAAUUUCAAGAAAAGUUUUUGGAACGUCAGAAAAAGAACCCUAAAAUGAAAAGUUUUUAUCACAACAAAGGGAGGGAGAAGGAAGGGAGCAGUGGGUGGUGGGGCAAGGGACUGAGACGGGACUUGCUUUGUCAUUAUGCUUUCAGUCAGAAAAUGAAUUUUUAAUGGCUCAUAUCCUGUUGGCAUGUGGAGGUGAAGAGAUUUUGCGUGGCCUCUCCGCUCCUGUUGGCAAUCUCACGUUUUCCUAUUGCAAAGGAGUAUUUUUGUUUGAGAAGGGAAUUUGAUGGGAGUGGGUGCUAAACCAUGGGGCAUUCUUCUCACCAAGACCUCAAAGAGAACUUCUGAUGAUGAAAAGAGGGAAAAACUAAUAGAGGAGGAUGCAAUGACAAAAUAUCCAAGUAGUUUGUGGUGAUGGAAGAAUCCGCUCCAACAGGGAAAUGCUUGAAAUGACAGUAGGCAGGGAGCAGCUGGAGAGCAGCAGGCAGCACAAGAGAGAGCACAUGGGAAACGGUGAGAGAUGGAGCAUGAAGAGGAACAACUGCAACUGAGUGAGAAGCAGAGAAGCCAAUGUCACCAAAGAUGUUGGUGUAGAGUUGUUGUUUUGGUUCGGCCCUUCUCUUUGGCUGCCGCACACAAGACAUGUCCAGGAGUGGUUAAGUUUAACAGUAUUGAGAGAGCUUAUAACUAGCUCUGCGGUUCUGCAGUGUCAUGUACCUCUUCCCAAAGCGGUGCCAUGUGAAAUGGAGAAAGGUUGAAGGGUUACUGCAGGGCAUCUGAGCAGCACAGGAGCUGUUUGCAGGCUUCCAUCACUUGGUGCUUGUCAGUAAUUUCUUUUUCUGUUUCUGAUUCUCCCGAAUCAGAAGGAAUAGAAUUACUGGAGGAAGCUGCAAGUGGUUUAUUAACCCUAGAUGCAAACUGCCAUGAAGUAAUAAAGCAUUUCUAUCACAAAAAAUGAAAAUAUUUAGUGAUAAAGAUAGCAUUAUUUUUUGUAGGUAAUAGAAGUAACAACAAUAUUGUAAAUCCUGCUUUAAUUAUAUUAUAUAAUAAUUAUAUUAUAUUAUAUAAUAAUUAGAAGUCACUUACAACUCCGUGACUGCAAGCAGUGCUAUAUGAGAGAAGAGAUUAGUGUCUUGCCUGUGCUACUUAUUUGACAGGACCAAAAAUAUCUGCUUAAAAUCACACAGUUUGAAUACAAGUUUCAGUCCUUUAAACUGAUGUAUAGAAGAUGACCCAUCCUACAUAGAUGCUAAUUUCAGAGCUCGUUGGUUUUAAUUACAGAAGCAAUGCACGUUCUGUUUGGCGGUUUGGUGGUUUUGUUGAUAUAUAUAUAUAUUUUAAUUAAAGCAACAACAACAGAAACCAACCCUAGAAUAUUAAUACCAGAUUCGGAGGCAUAUAUGAAUAUUUCAACAAGCACCUUCCAAAAGCAGCAAAUUCAAACCAAAAGGCUGAAACUGCCCUCAAGUUUUGCUAGCAGAGGGGAAGUUCUCCUAACAUCUCCCUGCUCGAGAACAAAUAGGAUUUUUUUUAAGCUCUGGAACCAUGUAACAUCAUCAGCGUCCCACGAAGGGAGGGAGAAAGUGAUUUUUUCUCGGGUGCGCAGCUGCCGGCGUUUGGAAAUGGCAGAGCAAUUGCAGCUGUCGGGCACUAGAGGGCUGCGCUGUGUGCUUGGAGCCCGCGGACACGCGUUGCCCCAACAAACACUCCCCAGUGAGUGCGGUUGGGUUUGAGCAGUGAUUCUCAUCAACUUUCGGUUAAUCGUUAGAGGGUUUUCUUAAAACAAAUAUCCCGUCUUAUCUCUGCGGCCCGGUGGUGUUGGUUUCUAAAGAAAAGAUUCCUGUAAAGAACCGUAAUUAGUCAUUUUCCCUCUGAAUCCAUUUACACCGUGAGAACCAACCCUGCUGUCUGGUCCCCUAGACAAGCACGCUGCUGCAACACGUGGAGGGAAAUCCUGUCCUUGUCACUGCGAGGGCAGACAGAUUGAGGAGUCUGCUACAAGAUGGCAUGAGCUAUUUUGCUGUGAUACGGCUUCCUGUAGCCUUGCUACUACUGAUACAGUCAUAGAAUCAUUAAGGUUGGAAAAGACCACUAAGAUCACCUAGCCCAACCCCAGCCCACCCCCACCAUGCCCACUGACCGCGUCCCUCCGUGCCACAUCUCCGUGGCUCUUGAACACUUCCAGGGACCCAAUGACUCCACCACUCCCUGGGCAGCCUGUGCCAGCCCCUCACCAACAUCAUUGUGUCAGGACGAAAUGCUACUGCAAAGAGCUGUGGUUAGAGCAGUGAUUUCUUUUGGUAGCCAAACUGGAAGCACUGUCUGGAGAAGAGUUAUUAUCGUGCUGCCUGGUUUUCUUGCUGUUCUGCAAUUGACAAUGCAUCAUUUAUCAUGCUCUGCAUUCCAAUUUUUCCUUGCAUGUUUUCCAGCUCAUCAUAACAUAAUUAUGUUUCUGUUUCUUCCAGUCAGGGGCCGAAACUUUCUUUUAGUAAGACAACAGCUGCACUGCACAACCUUGAUGAAUCCCCAUAAGGGGAAAAUGUGUCUGUGGUGCUUGUUUCUGCCUUGGCAACCCAAAUGUUCAAGCUCCUUUUUUUGUGACAAAUGUUGUUUAAGAAAGCACCCAACCCCGGUUCUUUCAUUGCAUUUCUCAACAUGAGGUUUUAUAUUGUAAUUUAGAUGUGAAAUAUUGAAUAUCCUGGCUGGCUUGUGAUUUUUAAGGCUUCUUUUGUAACAUUUCUUUUGAUAGUGAUUAUAGAUUUGUAAACACUGAGAUGGAAUUUUAGAGGGCCAUAAUUAUUGUUAUGGAAUGUUUUGAAUGAAAUUGAUUCUAUGCGUGAUAUCAGCACAACCUCCAAGGACGUGUUAUGCUCCUAAAAGGCAUCGUAAUGGAGACGUGUGGCACAGGUGAGUUAUUUCCUAACUUGGCCAUAGUAGCUCUGGCUCUACUGGAAGAUAAUCAUACCGGCCUGGUCUAUGAAGUGCAUUAACUGCUAGUGAUGGAAAAUGUCAUAAAAGACGCUUGGUAUUUUUAUUAUUGCUUAGUGAAAUAUUUUAUUCAACUCUAAUUUGCUGCUUUGAAGCUGGGAUUUCUAAACACUCCCAGCAGGAGGGAUAUUUUUAUUUUGCAGGGGAGAAAUCAGGACAUAGAAUGGUAGGGCUCGGUACUGGAAGUAAGCCGAAGGCAGAAUCCAUUCCUAAUGGCUCCUGAUUUUAUUUAUCCAAUUAUACAAUUACUAUUUCCAAUCUCAUCUCAAAAUCUAUCCAGUAGAGCCCCAUGAACAACCCAAGGAGUAACUUUUUUGGUCCCCCAGAUUUACAAGUACAAGGAAUGUCAUGUCCUGGACAAAACCCCAGCCUGGAUAACUGAAUUUUGGGGGCAACAUUUUCCCUCUGGUUUUUGCUUUCUGUGCUGAUCUCUUGCGUGUUUUUACUGCCGCCAUCACUGUCUGAAGUUUGUUUAUAUUACAAUAAUUUUAUACAUGGAGGCAAGAGUUUUAACUCAUGGUCACUUCUAGUUACACCUACAUGUGUGGUGAUCUAGGCAUGCUUUGGGAUGCCUGAGCACAAAAAUGCGUGUUGGAAUGUUUCAGCUCUGUCCAUCACACUGACUACUGAUGUAAUGGGCUGGAGGGCUCUUUGAUGUUGAUGGGAACUGUACUUCCUUGGUCAAGGCUAAAUUCAUCUUCCAUCUACCAAUGGUGAGUAUAACUCCGCUGUUGUUAGGGAAGGUAGCAGGCUUGUUGUUUAGGGUACUCGCUGAAUGUAUGGCUGAUGAGAAGAGCUUGCCUUGUGCUAUUUCUUCUUUAUGAACCCACGGUAAAUCCUGGCAGAUUCUGCACUGAUACAUUUUACUUUUUUUCUCAUUUAUCUUUGGUUUCUCUGCUCCAGCCACUCACACAUGUUCAAUAUAUGGCUGCGUAAGACAUGCAUUUUCUUUCCAAUUCAUGUAUAGUAAUUACUUCCUAACAUCUGCCUAACAGAUUCUGUAAGAAAAGUAACUUUGUAAAUAUUAAAAAAGAAAUAAUGUAUGAAAUCUUUGAAAUCCCUGUUACCGGGUUUGUUAUCCACAGCUGACUGGAUCCAUUCCCAGCCAGGAAGCUGGUUCAGCAAAACAGCUGCAUUAGUUAGUUAAUGGGAGGCCGGAUUCUCACCCUGCUGUCAAUCAGGAGUAGUACUGGAGAAAGUAAAGAAUAUCCAUCAAGUGAAGCACAUAUCAGAGGAAAACUCUCUCGGUUAUUUGAUUUUUGCAAUAUCUGCUACAAUUUACUUUAUAGCUCCUAGCAAGGGAAAAUAUGCUCACCAGUUUCCCUCCUUGGCUGAACUGAAGCAUAUGAUAAUUACCCAGAAGCAUGCCUUGGGAAAGGAGAUGACAAAUGAGGAGUAUUGCAGUAAAAAAGAGGACAGAGCAUCUGUAAGCACCUGAAAUAUUUCAUACAUGAGAUGAUGAUAACAUUAUUACAGUCCAAGAGAGCAAAGGAUUGUUAGCAAACUUUAGAGAAGGGCAUCUGCAAUUCUCAAGGCCUUUAGCAACCUUCCAAUUAGAUCUUAUUAUAAAUUAGCAGCAUGUCCUUGUAAGAACAUCUGAAGUUACUGAAUCUGAAUGUUCACCCUCUCAGCCCUCACCUAGCCCCAGCACAAGAUAUCUGCUUUAUGUUGGCUACAGUCUUUGGUACUCUUAUAUCAAAGCUGUCUGUGGUUUUGUUUCUGCCUUAGAGUCAGUAGCAUCUGCAGUUGCUAUGAGCUUCCUGAGCGGCUCAUCAGUCUCCACUUCUGUACCUUGUCUCAAAUCUCUUAGGCAAGACCUUCUGCAACAAACCAGAAUUUCAGAACUUCGGUGAGGCUGGAAAGACGUCCUGCUGCUUCAAAAUCUGUCAGUGUGAAUGACUCAUUCAGUGCUACACCCCUUGGCCACUUGGAUCAAUAAGAUGAUCAAAUAUAUUUUUAAUGAUCAAUCCGAGGUAUUUAUUUUUUCAUACUAGACAAUGCCCAACUGUAUUGUAAGAGCUGCUGGGAGAGAGCCAGAGAAUUUGACAGUGAGAUAUGGAACAUUUGGGCUUUCAACACUUAAGAACAUAUGGAAAGAUGUUUGGAAGAGUGCCACAUGGGGUGUGACUUGGAAGAUGCUACAUUUCUUCAUCCUUUUUUUUUUUUUAAUUGAACAGAAGUAGAAGAAAAUUCACUUUUUUGAAGGAUCCUAGUGACCUCAAGUUGCACCAGGGGAGGCUCAGGUUGGAUAUUAGGAAAACUUUCUUCUCCAGAAGAGUGGUAAUGCAUUGGAGCAUGCUGCCUAGGGAGUGGUGGAGUUACUGUCCUUGGAGGUGUUAAGAAAUGUGGAGAUGGGGCACCGAGGGACGUGCUUAAUAGACAAUAUUGGUGGUAGGUGGACAAUUGGACUAGAUAAUCUUAGAGAUCUUUUCCAACCUCGAUGAUUCUAUGACUCUAACUCCUGUUCAUUUUCUAUGAUGUAGUGCUGCUCUAGAACAAACCACUAAAUUCAGUAGCAAGGUUUGAACAAAAUAAGCUCCAUGUUUAGGGGCAACUGCAAGCAAGUAAUUAAACAGGUGGCAAUGCUUCAGAUCUUUCCAGGCCUUUACCUCCUAAUUAAUGAGCUCCCUCACAGCUGAACUCAAAAAGCUACAGCUCGUGAGUCAAACUAUGGGAUGAAAGAGGAUAUAUGGUACCUGGCUAGAUAGUCUUCCCUUUACUUCAAGAUGGAUGGAAGCCAGUAAGCAAGCAAGCAAGAAAGGAUAGAAACAUUCCGGAUGAAGACCUUGAAUUCCAAGGAGAUCUAAAAAGAGAGAGUUUGGAGAUUAACCAUGGAUCAUAGGACUGAGGAGAAAAGAAAGCAGCACCAUAGCUUGACUUUACUGGAACAAGUAAAAAGAAUGAAAGAAUCAUCAGAGAUAGUUGAUGUUGUGCUAGUUGCUGAAGGUGAGAAAUUCCCCUGCCAUAAGGUGGUACUAGCUGCCUUCAGUUCUUACUUCAAAGCCAUGUUUACCUGUGGCUUGGCUGAAUGCACCCAAAAAGAAGUGGUACUGUAUGACAUCUCUGCAGAGAGUGUGUCUGUAAUACUCAAUUACAUGUACAGUGCAGAUUUGCAUCUCACUAACCAGAAUGUGCAAACUGUUGCACUGGCUUCGUAUUUCAUGCAGAUGGAAGACGUUUUCAGCAUGUGCCAGAAGUAUAUGAUGGACCACAUGGAUGCUUCCAAUUGUGUGGGCAUCUACUACUUUGCAAACCACAUUGGGGCAGAAGAUUUAUGUGAUCAAGCAAAGAGAUACUUAUAUCAGCACUUCGCUGAGGUGAGCUUACAGGAAGAAAUAUUAGAGAUUGAAGUCCAGCAACUGUUGACGCUUAUAAAAUCAGAUGAUCUGAAUGUUUCCAGGGAGGAAAGCAUUCUGGACCUUGUCAUUAGAUGGGUGAACCACAGCAGAAAGUCACGUGCAGAACAUCUUAUUGAGCUCCUGAAGCAAGUGAGACUGGUACUGGUCAGCCCUUCUUUUCUCGUGGAAGCCCGCAAAAGAAACACAAUGAUCCUGUGCAAUUCAGAAUGCAAUGAUAUGUUUGAGGAAGCAUUGAAAAGCAUCAAGCUAGCCACCCACCCUUCUCUCAGCUUGCGAUAUGGCAUGGAGACUACUGAUCUCUUACUCUGCAUCGGCAACAAUUCCCUUGGCAUUAGGUCAAGACAUGGGAGCUAUGCAGAUGCCAGUUUUUGCUACGCUCCUGCAACACAAAAGACUUACUUCAUUUCCUCUCCAAAGUAUGGAGAGGGUUUAGGAAGUGUUUGCAGUGGUGUUGUCACUGAGAAUAACGAUAUUAUUGUGGCAGGAGAGGCAAGCGCUGCCAAAAUGUCUAGACAAAAAAACAGGAACAUUGAAAUUUAUAGAUACCACCAGCGAGGAAAUCAGUUUUGGCACAGCCUGUGCACCGCUCAGUUCCGUGAACUCUAUGCACUGGGCACCGUCCAUAAUGAUCUCUAUGUGAUCGGAGGGCAAAUGAAAAUCAAAAAUCAAUAUGUGGUCACAAACUGCACGGAGAAGUACUCCAUAGAGCAAGGUACUUGGAGAAGCACAGCACCUCUGCCAGUGCCGUUAGCCUGCCAUGCAGUGGUGACAAUGAAGAACAAGCUCUACGUGCUGGGUGGCUGGACACCACAGAUGGAUCUGCCUGACGAUGAGCCGGAUCGAUUAAGUAACAGAAUGUUUCAGUACGACCCGGGCCGAGACAAAUGGACAGAGCGUGCACCAAUGAAGUACUCCAAAUACCGCUUCAGCACAGCCGUGGUCAACAGUGAGAUUUAUGUCUUGGGAGGAAUUGGGUGCCUUGGCCGCGACAGGGGGCAGACACGGAAAUGCCUUGAUGCAGUGGAGAUUUAUAACCCUGAUGGAGACUUUUGGAGGGACGGACCUCCUAUGCCUUCCCCCCUCCUCUCCUUGCGAACGAACUCUACCUGCGCAGGCUGCGUGGAAGGGAAGCUGUACCUCUGCGGAGGAUUUCAUGGAGCAGCUCGUCACGAAGUCAUCACCAAAGAGAUCCUCGAGUUGGAUACAUGGGAGAACCAGUGGAAUGUGGUGGCCAUCAAUGUCCUCAUGCAUGACAGCUAUGAUGUUUGCCUUGUUGCUAGGCUGAACCCACGAGAUCUUAUUCCUCCUCCUCCUGAUUUAGUGGACCAAUAGAUGUUCAGUGGCUCUUCGCUUCCAGAUUCUGCAGAAAGAAGAACUUGGAGAGACAAAUGCUGUAUUGGCUCUGGAUGGAGCCAAUGGCUCCAUUCUCUCCACUGGCUAGGUGCCAUGGAGAGAAGCCUGCACCACAAGCUUAAGGACAGAAUUGCCUUCAAAAUGUGCUUCUCAGAUGAUGCUUAAUUUGCUAGCACUGGUACUCUGGAUUUCUGUGAUUGAAAGCUGAAUUUGCCAGCCUUGUCUUUUGGUCUGCCACUUGGCUGUGUAAGCUGCAGUCUAGUGGUACAGCCUAGGUGUGCAUCUGGGGCCUAUGCCUUAGGCAUAGAGGCAGCCUGAGGCUCACCUUGCAGUAGAGCACCACGUUUGAAGGAAAGCUCCAGCCAGGAGAAACCCUCCUUUACUGGUCAACCCACUGAGUUCUUCUAGUCUACCGAGGGAGCUAAGAAAUAUCUGAAGUCAGCUGGUGCAAACCAGUCUGGCUGUACCAAAGCGACAGACUAAUUGGCUGUUGCAGGAGCAGAGGGAAGAUGGAGAAGAGCAUUUGUUUGUUUAAACAAAAGGAAAGCAUUAGCCAAGGUUCAUUAGCCAAGUACACUAGCUACUGCAAACAUUAUCUAACCCACUGUCAGGGCAUCCCUUCUUUGGCAGCAGAGCUGAGGCUGUGCUGGUAGAAAUCUGCUCUUCUGGCAACAAGUCACAAAUUAGUCUUCCUUUGGUAAUCCUGCACCAAAGAUGAGAAGAAGCUUAAAUUUUCACGUAGAUCCUACCUGUCAUGAGGCAGAAACUUGUGUGGUCAGAUGGAGAAGGGGAGGUAAAGUAAAAUAAAAUAAAUGAGAAAUAGUGUUAGCUGUAUAUCAGCUCUGCAUCUCAGAGAAAGGAUAAAAACACCAGGCAUUUAGAGUUUAUGUAAAGUAGCUGGUUUUAUAUAAGUAGCUUUAAUGAAAUAACAUAGGGCAAAUUCUGUACCAAUGGAAUUGGCUAUAAUUACUGUGAAGAGGAAUAAUUCAAACAGUGUUUCUUAAAGCAGUUCUAGCCUUUCUAGGGCUUGAAUGCAGUGGGUUAGAAAGACGGUGAAUUGUUACCAGUAGAGCUGUCUUAACUGAGCUACCAAUAACUAUUCAUCAUCCCCUGGUGCCUACAUCACAGAAUGCAUGUGAGUGAUUGCCUGGGCAGUGUGGACAGGAGAAUUGGAAACUUCAGUUGUGUUCUUGGGCUGAAACUGCAAAUGACAGACAGUGAAUGUCAGAGGCAAACAUUGUAAGAGUAAGCUGUAACAUAGCAGAAUAACUCACAGUCAGCAAGAAGUUGUUUUUUAUGGUUACAAAAGCAGUAACAAAACUGGAAGGAAAUAAUUGGCAAAGAAAUGAGGGAAUCCAUCAGGUAGGUCAUCUGUAGUCACUUGCAGGAUUUGCACUUCAGAGCACCUCCAUUUUCUUUUACAAUCACGUAUUAGGCUACAAAAAUGAUAGCGUUUUUUUUUACUUGCAAUGUUUAUUGCAGAUGGAGAUGGAGAGGAUGACCCAAAAGCCCUUCCCCAGUCCUGACUUUUCUGAUUCAUGAUCUAUUCUUUAAAAUAUCCGAUGAGAAUAUUAAUCUGUCAUAUGAAAACAAUUAGCAGGAAGGUCACUGAAGUUUACCUGAUAACUGUUAUCACGUGCUGAGGACUGCUCAGACAGUAAGGGAGUUGGUGGGAGGAACUGAGGAAAACAUGCAGAAGAGGAGUGAACUAUGAGCCAAAAAACUGAUCUCUUCUCUCCCUUUGUUUCCUGGGCAGAAUGAAUGUCACAGCCUAAAUGCAGACACUUGUGUUUGGAGCAGUUCCAUGUCAGCCAGUCAUUUUGUUUUCUUUGUGGAUGUGUGGGUUGUUAUCUGUCCAGAGGAGAGUUGUAACAAAUGAGUCUCAGCCACUCUGGUCACAAAACACUAUUAUAGAUAUAAGACUGAAGAAGUGAAAAAAUAUCUAUUUAAAUAUGUUUUUAAACAAAAGCAAUAGAUUGUUUUCCAACUAAUCAUGCAAUAUUGGAAACUUUUAAAACUUAUUCCUGUGAAGUAUAGGCAAUAAUUUCUCUGCAGAGCUCUCAAGCCAGCAGGGAGCAAUGCUUGAAGAGCAGCUCUCAGCCAGACUGCGGAGUGUUUCCUUGUGAGUACUCCAAAUUCUCCAGCAGUACCUACUGAUAUUCUGUCACCUUUUUGGUUUUCUUCAUGCACCACUGAAAAGCCACUUGCCCUUGUGUGCAUGGAGCAUUGCUUUUCUUCUGCCUGCCUGGCCUGGCUGUUUACAGGACUCCACCACAGACCACCACUGUAUAUCUAGCAGGGAGUUGUUUUCUUCUUGUUUGAAUAUCUAGAACAGAAGAACAGUCAGACCAAUUUAGAUUCCAACUUCUUAACGUUGUGUGGACCCCACUUAGUUCAUUGUUCGCCCCUGGGGCGACUACAAUUUCUAAGCUAAUAGUUGGAAAGGAAAGCUUGAGGGAAGGAAGGAAGAAGCAGAAAGCAUGUUUAUUGAGACGUACCAACGUGAGCCAAAAUCCUUCCAAGAGUACGUGAAUGUUGCGUGUCUGAUACAUUCAUGGAUAAUCUCACAUUCCUCGGAAAGCCGUUAAGAGCCUUAAUUUCUUCUAUUACGAAUCCUAAUGUAAGAAUAUUACAGAAUAUGCACUCUCCAAGCUUGUGUGCUUCACUGAAAUAAUAGUUUACUUCAGACACUUUCUGGCUGAGCAGCAGUUAGUUCAGCCUUUAAUCAAGGCUGCCUUGACAUCAUCCAUAAUUCUAAAAUGUGAACAAAGCAGUGCUGGCAAGCCAUGUGCUGUGUGAAUGAAUGGGGGGAUUAUUAAGCAAAGACACGCGCUUCAGUUUCACUUGAAACACUGAAGUACAUCACUAGUUGCCAACUAUGAAUAAAAAAAUGUUGGAGAGGUUACUGGUCACGUGGUGCAUUAGGAGUGAAGAAAAAAAUGAAAUGCUAUGAAAAGCUAAUUGAGGCUCUCCAUUUUUAUCCCUGUUAGUGUUUUAUUUUGAAAUUCUCUGUGCACAGCUGAUUUCAUAAGGAUUCCUGUGGGUCUCUAAUCUCUGUUUGCAUCCAUGAGGUCACAGGAGCUGCCUCCACGUGAACCCUCAAGCAUCUGACUGCAUUCUCACAUGCCACUACCGUGAUGGCUUGUGGCUCAGUCGCUGCCCGUGCAAGGCAAACACACGCACAAUUUCCUUGUGUGCAACACUGAAAUGUAUGGAGAAGGUUCUGGAUUGUGUUCCAGCUGUAUUUUGCCAUUCAGGAUGUCUCAGCUUGUCAGCAGAAAAUUGCCUCAAUGCAUACAGAGCUGUUGGAUACAGCGCUCCCAGGUAUGUUCCAGGCAAAACACUGAGGGAGAUUAAAACUGAGCCCCCAGCAACAAAACUUAGAGCUGCUCCCUGAAUGUUAUGCACAGAGAAGCCAAGGUGGGUGCAAUGAUGCUCCCACUGCUUCCCAGGGAGAAUUCAAGAUGUAAAAGGAUUCUGCCCUGGAUCUUAAUCUUACAUUUUUCCUCUACUCAAAGUGUGUAUUGAGAUUCCUGAUCACCUGAAAAGCAAUGAAAGCAAAUGCUACAAUAAUAUAUAUGUAUGUAUAUAAAAUUGUAAAGUAUAUUUAUGCAGGUCUGCAUUGUUUUUCUGCUGAUCUGGAAGUCGAUGACAUUAUUUUAACGUGGAUUUACCAAGAGAUUACUAGCUUAGCUGUAGCAAUGAGGUCUCUUUCAUAGGCUGCUCUCCUAAUGGAUUAUGGAGCUCCUCUGAAAAUUUGUUUCAUGAAUCAUAAUGCUUUGAAUCCCCAGGUCAGAAUUUCAGCUGCUCUUUGUGCAUUUCUGUGGCUCUCCCUACAGCUUUUCAAGUGGACUGUAGCUGUGGCUUCAAAGAAAAGCUAUUUCACCCCCAGUUGUGCUCAGCUGGAACUAGUACGUUUGCAAUUUACAAUCAUUUGACAUAUUGAGGUUGAAAGCAAAGGAAAUAUUGGAAAAUGGAGAAAAUAUACAUUGAGCCUAUACAGAAGUACACUUCCUUCUUUUCCAUGUGCUGACUGCCCUGCCUGGGUGUCUGAUGGAAAGAUUUAAUAACGACCCCUGACUGCAGCCAUGGCAAAGGCCACGCUGGGUUAUGUGUUUGUGCUGCUGGAGCAGAGAGUCGGCACUGUGCUGAGCUGUGCUGCCUUGCCAGAAGAAAUUACCUUCAAACAAAAAUGUGUUUAAGUGUUCCAGGAUGUAUACUUGUAUGCGUUUUCUAUACAUAUGUAUAACAUUAUUUUUGGAAGUUCUUUACUGACAGCAGCAGAAUCCCUUUUUAACACUUACCUGGCAACCUGUCUUCUGCAUAGCUCAUCAAAAUACUUAAAAUAAAGUUCUGUUCUUUAAAUAUAUGGAACUAUUCCCAGCCUCAAAUCAAAAAAAGAAGCUUAAAUUCCUUGCUGAGCUAAGGAACGGUUGGGGAAAUCUUUUAGUCCUGGCCAAUGUCUUCUUCCUUCCCCAAAUCUUUUGCUGGCUGUAGUCCAUUCAGAAUCCUCCUGAACGUUUUGUGCAGGUCUGUUCUGUUUCCC